AACAGAAAAGGAGGAGGCGCAGCAUCAUCUGCUGCGAGCGGAGGAAAAAACAGCAGAUGCGAUCGACCUUCGUUUCAUCCAGACCUGCUUCUGAUGGUGAAAACCGGCCGUUUGUAAAUAUUAAACAUCGAUAAAACUACAUCCAGCGGUUUUUUUUUUGUAAAUCUCAAUCGGCUACAUGAAGUUCGUCGUGGUUUUAGUCUCCGCCGGCCUCUUGGCGUUUCUCGGCGCGGUCAUCUGCAUCAUCGCCAGCGUGUAUUCACGAUCCUCGGCCGCCGCGCCCCAGGCGCUAUCCGGCAACCGCUCACUGUCGCUCCUGGAGCCGCUGCCUGGAUCCGUAGCGCAUGCCGGGCCGCUCGGAGCUCUCCAUGGUGCUGAAUCUUAUGAAGGCGGCGGAUUGGACAUCGGCCUGGAGAUGCCGUCGUUCAAUGAGCUCAGUACCGGGGACGUGACUGGGCCAAGUCCGAAACAGUUCACCCUCAAUCGACUCAUUUGUACCCCUGUGCCCAUCAGUGAUUGUAAAUCCAGGGGUUUGAGACAACAAGCCGAUGACCCGUUUACAGAUGAGGAGGACUGGAGCCUCCGCACCACCGCUGAGGAGCUCCGGCAGAUCGUCAUGCAGCAAAACGACCAGAUCCUCAUGGACCAGAGGACCAUCACGGAGCUCACCGGGAAACUCUCGGAGUGUGAGAGCGGACUGGAGGAAAGGAGUCUGCACGAGAGGAGUAUGGGGGUUUGGGCAGGCAACCGUCGCCACAUGGCUGGGGACGAUGUGAGCAGCUCGGUUGCAGUGCAGCUGCAGACGGCGCGGGCUGUGGAGGAACUGGAGAAAGCAAUUCUUCAACUCAAAGAUCGCAUAGAGAAGUUGGAGUUGGAGAUAGGCCCGGCAGCGAUGAACCACACUGAGCGUACUGUGAGCACACUGGGGAGUGUAGUGGUGGGUGAGCCUGGCAGGCCUGUGGAGGAUCUGGAGGGAGAGCUGGAAAAAAAGAUUAGGCUGCUGGAGAAGGAGAGAAAGAACCUCCGGAAAGAGACCCAGAGCCACCACCAGCACAUAGACCAGGGAAUCAACACCCUGCAAGAGCGUAUUGCAGAGCUGGAACAGAGUCUUACAGAUUACAGUUACCCACAAGGGUAUAAACUUUCCUUCCCUGUGCGAACUAACUACAUGUACGGGCUUGUCCGGAGGAAUAUUCCAGAGAUGUACGCCUUCACGGCAUGUCUGUGGCUCAAGCCUGCUGAGAGUGGAAUUGGGACGCCAUUUUCCUAUGCUGUACCGGAACAACCCAAUGAACUUGUCCUGUUGCAGGGCAUUCAUAAUCCAGCAGAACUACUCAUCAAUGAUAAGGUGGCACAGCUGCCUCUAUCUUUGCCCCAGGACAUCUGGCAGCACAUAUGUGUGAGUUGGACCCUACGGGAUGGAGUUUGGAAAGCAUAUCAAGGUGGAAAGUUGAGAGGACGGGGUGAAGGUUUGUCCGCAUGGCACCCAAUCAAAUCCGGGGGCGUCUUGGUGUUGGGACAGGAACAGGAUACCCUUGGUGGGCGGUUUGAUGCAUCCCAGGCCCUUGUUGGGGAGCUUUCGUUAUUUAACCUGUGGGACCGAGUGUUAUCGCCAACAGAGGUUGCUGCUUUGGCGGCAUGUGCAGAGUCGCCCCACUUGGGGAACAUAGUGCCCUGGACGGACCGAGAUGUGGACGUGUUUGGAGGGGCUGUCAAGGACCCUGUGGACCCCUGCCUUCAGAGCUCCCAUCCCCGGCAGUGAGCAGGGCCAUGGGUUGAUACCUUUCUUUUUUUGAGGCGAGGGUAAAUGAGACAAAAAUGGCCUGAGAGGUAUGACAGCUGUGCUGUGGUCCCGGUCUGUGUAUAGAAUAUAUGUACCGUAGAGCUACACUCUCACUGAGUGUUUGUUUCUGCAGGGAAGGAAUUUGUCUGUGUGUGUGGUUGUGUCACUUCGGAUAGAGCUGCUGCCGAAUGCUUUUAAAGGCCUGUUUGCAUCUCGUGUUGCUUGUGUUAUUUCAUGCCCUUCUUCUGAAAGCAUUACCGCACAAUGGUCCCUUCAGAUAUAGAGAAUGUUUUUGUAAUACGAUGGAUGUGGCUCAUUCUCACAGCACUUGUCUUGCUCUUGUUUCAUUAUUUGUGUAAAGUGGAGCUUUCGCUUUUUUCCCAGAGCAGCUUUUUCCUUUCUUGUUUUUAUUACCGAUCCCUUAGGGUCACUUCACUUGUUAUUUCAGUCCGGCAGCACUUAAAGGUGUAUAACGUCUUAUCUUUAUUAUAACAUGUUUACAUUUUUUGUCUUUUGGCAUCUGGUCAAAUGGGUCUUUACCCUGCUGUGUAUCUUUUCUCACAGAUUCAGCAAGAUCCAAAAAAAAAUUUAAACCAAAAUGUGUUAUUUCAAGCUUAGUAUCUUAAACAUCAGACUAAAUUUUGAAGAUCUGAUGUACAGCCCACACACUAUGAAAAUAUGAAUGUAAAACAGUGUUUAGCAUCUUGUCGUGUUACCAUUGCACUGCAUCUAGCCCUACUUGCCCUUUCACAGAGAAAAGCUUAUGGAGAAGUGCCUGUCUGUUUAUUUGACUCUUGCUAUUGGUUGAUGAUCAGCUGUGAUGUCAGUAUAGUGCUUCUUCAUAUUUGCACCACCAAGGAUCUACAAUGAUAUUGUGACAAAUGUGGAUGAAAAUAUUAAAACU
Molecule: messenger RNA, 2687 nt
Organism: Sinocyclocheilus grahami
Lineage: Eukaryota; Metazoa; Chordata; Actinopteri; Cypriniformes; Cyprinidae
Product: neuronal pentraxin receptor-like
Exons: 5
Coding region: 179-1762 (527 amino acids)
Source: RefSeq, a predicted model, not a curated record